Solanum tuberosum (potato) is the source of this 2773-nucleotide messenger RNA. RefSeq names its product flowering locus K homology domain. The record is from RefSeq and is a predicted model, not a curated record. The transcript has 7 exons. Bases 163 to 2598 code for a protein of 811 amino acids. NCBI's taxonomy places the organism in Eukaryota, Viridiplantae, Streptophyta, Magnoliopsida, Solanales, Solanaceae. Gene Ontology annotation, molecular function: RNA binding.
UCUUGAGGAGAUAAUAAAACACAAGGCAUAAUAAAGAUGAUAAUAACCUAAAUUUGGUCGAAGCGGAACACGUACAACAGUCUUCUCUUCUUCAACAAGUUCUUGUUUUCUCUCUCUGUAUCUGAAGUAGCUACUGUCUUACUGUAUCCCAUUAAAGAGAUCAUGGAUGAACUUGAUCUUAUCAAACAAGAGACUAUGGAUGAACUUGAUGAAAGCCUUAAUCAACAUGAGAAUGAGGUAGUACCAGAGGACUUACUCCUUGAGGUGAAAGAAGAACCAUCACUCCUUGAGGUGAACCUAGAGCAAGAGCAAGAGCAAGGGCAAGAGCAAGAGCAAGAGCAAGAGCAAGAGCAAGAGCAAGAGCAAGAGCAAGAGCAAGAGCAAGAGCAAGAGCAAGAGCAAGAGCAAGACCAAGACCAAGAGCAAGAGCAAGACCAAGAGCAAGAGCAAGACCAAGACCAAGAGCAAGAGCAAGACCAAGAGCAAGAGCAAGACCAAGACCAAGAGCAAGAGCAAGACCAAGAGCAAGAGCAAGACCAAGACCAAGAGCAAGAGCAAGACCAAGAGCAAGAGCAAGACCAAGACCAAGAGCAAGAGCAAGACCAAGAGCAAGAGCAAGACCAAGACCAAGAGCAAGAGCAAGACCAAGAGCAAGAGCAAGACCAAGACCAAGAGCAAGAGCAAGACCAAGAGCAAGAGCAAGACCAAGACCAAGAGCAAGAGCAAGACCAAGAGCAAGAGCAAGACCAAGACCAAGAGCAAGAGCAAGACCAAGAGCAAGAGCAAGACCAAGACCAAGAGCAAGAGCAAGACCAAGAGCAAGAGCAAGACCAAGACCAAGAGCAAGAGCAAGACCAAGACCAAGAGCAAGAGCAAGACCAAGACCAAGAGCAAGAGCAAGACCAAGACCAAGAGCAAGAGCAAGACCAAGACCAAGAGCAAGAGCAAGACCAAGACCAAGAGCAAGAGCAAGACCAAGACCAAGAGCAAGAGCAAGACCAAGACCAAGAGCAAGAGCAAGACCAAGACCAAGAGCAAGAGCAAGACCAAGACCAAGAGCAAGAGCAAGACCAAGACCAAGAGCAAGAGCAAGACCAAGACCAAGAGCAAGAGCAAGACCAAGACCAAGAGCAAGAGCAAGACCAAGACCAAGAGCAAGAGCAAGACCAAGACCAAGAGCAAGAGCAAGACCAAGACCAAGAGCAAGAGCAAGAGCAAGAGCAAGAGCAAGAGCAAGACCAAGACCAAGAGCAAGAGCAAGACCAAGAGCAAGAGCAAGACCAAGACCAAGACCAAGACCAGGAUCAAGAACAGGAACAAGUGCAGAAACAAAAACAAGAACAAGGUGUUGCUGCUACUGGAGGUGGUGGCGAAAGGUGGCCAGGGUGGCCUGGGGAAAGUGUAUUUCGUAUAUUGGUCCCUUCACAAAAAGUAGGAAGCCUUAUUGGACGCAAAGGAGAGUACAUCAAAAAGAUUGUUGAAGAAUCAAAAGCUCGUAUUAAGGUUCUCGAUGGUCCUCCAGGGAUUACUGAGAGAGCAGUAAUGGUAUCUGCCAGGGAGGAGCCUGAAUCCUCUCUUCCACCUGCUAUAGAUGGUCUUCUGAGGGUCCAUAGACGUGUUGUGGAUGGGCUGGAGAAUGAUUCUUCUCAUCCUCCUCCAACUGUAGCUGGAAAGGUCUCGACAAAGCUGCUUGUGCCAGCUUCACAGGCUGGAAGUCUUAUUGGAAAACAAGGGACAACCGUCAAGUCCAUUCAAGAAGCAUCCAGUUGUAUUGUUAGAGUUCUCGGAACAGAGGACCUUCCCAUGUUUGCACUUCAAGAUGAUAGGAUAGUUGAAGUAGUAGGGGAACCUGUUGGUGUACACAAGGCAGUUGAGUUAAUUGCUUCUCACCUGAGGAAAUUUUUGGUUGAUCGUGGCAUAAUCCCAGUAUUUGAGAUGCAAAUGCAAAUGCCACCAAAUCCACCUGUGGAACACAUGCCACCUCCCCAAACUUGGGGUCCUCCUCCCCAAGCUUUCCCACAAAGCGCUGCUGGAGGUCCGGGAUAUGGUAAUAGUCCUCAUUUCAUGCCACCAUCCAGGCAACACGAUAAUUAUUAUCCACCAGCUGACAUGCCACCUCCUAUGGAUAAACAACCUCAUCAAGGCAUUUCUGCAUACGGAAGAGAGGCUCCAAUGUCAAUGCAUUCAUCAUCCAACAACCCAGCAGCACCGUCUCUUAUUACUCAGAUUACACAGCAGAUGCAGAUCCCUCUGGCCUUUGCUGAUGCUGUGAUUGGAACAAAUGGUGCAAGCAUAAGUUACAUCCGACGGGUUAGUGGUGCUACUGUUACCAUACAGGAAACAAAGGGAGUUCCUGGGGAGAUGACUGUUGAAAUCAACGGAACUGCUUCUCAAGUCCAAACAGCACAACAAUUGAUACAGAAUUUCAUGGCAGAUGCAGGGGCACCUCAGCCACAGACAGGUCCACCAGCUGACCAAGGCUACAACCCGUAUGGAGCUCCUCCUCCUUCUAUGUAUUCAUCUGCCCCUUCAAAUGCAGGUGUUCCGGGGCAAUCUGGGGGAUAUGGUUCAGUGUAUGGCAACAAUUAUGGCUAUUGAACUGGAUCUAUCUGCCAUUUAAUUUGGCGAACAAAACUAAUAAUCCUUUCGCGAGGGUGUUUUGUAUUUUGUGUUGUACUCUUCAGUUAGGCCUAGUGACAUGGAAUUCCUAUAGAUAGAGUGAUGUAUGCAUUAGGCUCGUUACAAUCUUCAAUCUACAAAAAUGUUUAUUUUA